AGGGAAAAGGGAAGCGAGCCACACAGAGAGCGAAAGAAGUGGGCGGAGAGAAAGACGGAGGACGGAUACGCGGGUCUCCGGCGGGGCAUCCCAAAAUCAGGAGCCAGCACACAACUGUCAUAAGUCACCAGUUUUAGGGGUUGACAGAUAACUCAAAAGCUGGCCGGCUAAAAACCGCUCACGCGGAGAAGAAAAUGAAGGAAUUCCAGUCGCAUUUGGAACCCGAUUCCCGAUUAAAGGUGUGAGCACAGCCGUAUUUAAAAGGAGGUUAAGUUUCACUCAAAAGCUCCAUUUUCAGCAAUGAGGUGUUGUGCCUUAAAGGAAUCUUCUUGAAAGCAUUUAAUUUGAUUUGGAGAUGUCUACAGCCACAGGAAAAGUUCUUGUUCAGGUUGAAUAUAACUAUCAAUACACAGCCAGGGAUGGGAGACUCAUCGCUAUUAAACAAAAUGAGAUAUAUAUUCUCCUUUCAAGAACCAAUGAGCACUGGUGGCAUGUUAAGAAGGAUGACCAAUCCAAACCAUUCUACUUGCCAGCACACUAUGUGAGGGAAUUGACUUCAGAAACGGCAGUUUCCCCUGGAGUUCCAUCCCUGGUUGGAUCUGAUAAUGCUGAAAACCAAAAUAGUGGAGAGGUGAGCAAGACUCAAAGUGUUGUUAAAAACCAUUGGACUGUUGAGAAAAGUGAGCUAUUUCACCAAGAUAAACAAGGACACAAUGACAACACUUGUGAUCCAGUCCUGGAGAAAGAAAACCAGCCUAAUUUAAGCUCUAUUAAACCCAAGGAUCCUUCAUUGAAUCAACUGGCCAAUGACUGCCCGCCCUCACUCCGUGGCUCAAAUUCUUCACAACAUUCUUUGUUGCCACUAGAAUUGACGCCAUGUUACAGCGAAGUGGCUAAAGCCUCUGAGAAGAAUAAACAGUCCAAUAGUAAAAAGUUCACCACUACCAUUGCACCAAAAAGGCUAAAUUCCACUGUCAGGGUCCGCACCAAGCUGCAAGAUAAUUUUGCACACAGACUUAGCCUAAUGGAAGAUCUCCUGCCAGCAGUGAAUCCAGAAGGCCUUGAUCAUAAACUUGGCCUCAAUAAGGCGAAAGAAAUUAACCUUUCAGAAAAGGUCUAUCCUCUUCAACGUACUAGCUUUAGCCAGGGCAGCAAUUCUAAAAGACACUCUACUGUAGAAAUUGGUGCUGUGAUAUUGGGACACCCAAAGCCUGUGGAAACAAACAGCUCGACGCUUCCUCAAAUACAACUUCCUGAUUCUGAAAAUCUUUAUGAGUCGAUUCCAGACAUAUCAAAGCCAAAGACUAAAUCCCAAAAGGAAGAACAUAGUGAUGUAUUGAAGGGAACACAACAAUCAUCAAAAUAUGGAGACUCAAGUGACUGCAGGCAUUGGAACCUGGAGCAACACACGAAACUUGGUGGGCGAGAUAGUGCCUAUGGAGGGAAAUCAGUCCAGGUGUUCAAUAAGAAACCUGAGGCAGUGUAUCAGAAUGUUGCACAGCUGAAGCAGGAGUUAGCGGAGGAACAAUCGGUUCCCAACACUGGCUUAACCAAUCAGCAGGAAGAAUGGGAAACGCAUACUGACCAAGCGAGUGGGCAACCUUUCUACUACAACCCGGUGACUGGAGAGACCACUUGGGAUUGUCCGUUCAAUACCUUGGAGAGCAGGGAGCAGCAAGCCUCAUCGUCUCUCAAUUCUAGUAUAAGCAUUCCCUUGGCAGGAUGGGAAACACACUUUGAUGAAGUUAGUGGUCAGCCCUAUUACUAUAAUCCAGCAACUAGGGAGACCACUUGGGAACGACCUGAACAACAAGAGCCAGACACAAUGGACCGCGAAGAUAUUCUUCGAGACCAGAGGCCUCCCACUCCAGAACAAGAUUACCCCGAAUUGAUUGAGGAGAGUCCUCCUGGAUACCGAGGUCAUCAGCGGCAGCCAUCAAACUGGUCACAGGAGGACUACAGUGAGCCACAGUCACCAGUGGACAUGCCUGUAUACCAGUCGAUUGACCCAAAACCACCUCCAGGCUGGUCCCUUGAGUUGGAUCAAGAAGGGCAGAUGCUUUAUACAAGUGAAGUUACCCAAGAAAAAUGGAUCAGGCAUAUGGACACCAACGGCAAGUAUUAUUACUAUAAUCCAGAUGAAGACAAGUCAGAGUGGGAACUUCCACAGUAUGAAGCUCACUCAAAUCGACAUAGUGCAGGAAAUGGAAUCGACCAAGAGGGAAAUUUAGUUUUUUCAAACUGGCGCCAUGGCCAGUCACUGAAAAUGGUUCCACCACUACGCUCUGAACCUGAGGAGAAGGCGUUAUUCGCUAUCCAUAGGCGAAAUGCGUCUGAUUUUAGUGCUGAGCUUGCACUUGGGCACCGUGUUGAAAUCCUGCUCCCUCACUCCCAAUCAUUGGAUAAAGCUGGAAUUCUAAACAAAGCCAAGGUGGCAGAUAACGGGAAGCGCAUCAGGAAGAACUGGGCAUCAUCCUGGACUGUUCUGCAGGGAGGAAUACUGACAUUUUACAAAGAUCCCAAGAAUCAGUCUGCAGGGAGCCUGAAACAGGCAAUUGGUCAGAUUGUACCCGAGUAUACAGUUGAACUGAAAGGAGCAACAAUUGGAUGGGCAGGAAAGGAAAAAUCAAGCAAAAAGAACGUGUUAGAGUUGAAAACAAGAGGGGGUUCGGAGUACCUUAUACAAUAUGAUACAGAAUCCGUCAUUGGGGACUGGUACAAGAUGAUCAAUGAGAGUAUCCUUCAAAUGUUGGACACAGUGAGCACAGACGAAGUUGAUUCUGCUUAUGAUAUAGCUGCUUCAGAGAAGUUCAACAACAAAGAGAAGGACGAGAAACAAAGUCGUUUUAGCUUGAAGAACCCUGGGGUCAGUACUACUGAAACUACAGACACCAAGAAGGUGAAAACAAAAUUAAAGAAGUUCCUACAGCGGAGACCCACACUACAGUCUGUGAGGGAGAAAGGUUAUAUCCAAGACCAGAUAUUUGGCUGCAAUCUGGUGGACCUGUGUCGGAGGGAGGGCACCACCGUGCCACGCUUUGUAUUGAAAUGCAUUGAAGCCAUAGAGAAUCGAGGGUUGGAUAUUGAUGGUUUAUACCGAGUCAGUGGGAAUCUGGCUAUCAUCCAGAAGCUACGAUUCAAAGUCAAUCACGAUGAGAAUGUGAACCUCGAGGAGGGCCCAUGGGAUGAUGUUCAUGUUAUCACAGGGGCUCUGAAACUCUUCUUCCGGGAGCUGCCAGAGCCACUCUUCCCUUACAACUAUUUCAACAAUUUCAUUGCUGCAAUCAAACUGGGGGAUCUUGCUCAACGCUUGAGUUACAUGAAGGAAUUAAUCAGCUCGCUUCCAGCACCCAACCAUGAUACCAUGCAAAUCCUCUUCAGACACCUGUGCAAAGUGAUAGAUUGCCGCAGCCAAAAUCGGAUGAGCUCUCAAAGUAUGGCAAUUGUGUUUGGUCCCACGCUUCUGAAACCUGAAACGGAGAGUGGAAACAUCACAGUCCACAUGGUCUAUCAGAACCAAAUUGUAGAGUACAUCCUUAACCAGUACCAGCAUCUUUUCAAUGAAAGCCAGGAGUUUGCGGGUAUUAGAUGAGCAAUAGUAUGAAUGGGGCAGUAGUGCCUUUGUGUGUGUGGGUGUGUGUGUGUGUAGGUGUGGGUGCAUGCAUGGGUAUAUAUUAAGACAGGUAUCAGCAUGCACUGAAUCCAGCAAACAUGGCCACAGGUGAAUAGAAGACUGUACUUCAGGGCAUGACCAAUCUCAACUUCAAGACAAGCUCAGGAAAGAAAUAUUUCAAAGCUGGUCAAACACCAAAUGGAAGAAGUUAUGGCCCUACUCCCAUGUAAAUACAACUUUCCUUCUGUUGGAUAUCUCUGCCUGUCCAGCAGUCCUCUUUUAAUUAAAAAAAAAGUCAUUCCUUGUUUCUGGAUUCGGGAAGAGAUGCCAUCCUUCAACGUCCACCGGGAGAAUCUUCUGGAUAGCUUUCUCUGCACUUUUUCAUUCUACACUUCAUGGUGCCUCCUGGAACUUAACCUGACACGAAGUGCUUGUAAUGAAUCGACACGCACACUUUAACAUGUGCUUCUCUCUCUCUUGCUCAAGAUAUCUUUAUUUGUCAUCUGAUGGCAGUAAUGAUGAUACUGUGGAAAAACUGAUGUGUGUUCAUGAAGUUUCCUUUCUGCUUAUUGAGACUUUACUUUUGUCAAUAUGCAUAAUUAACACAAAACACAAUUACAAUGAGACAAAGUAAACACUGGAGGCCAAGUUAAGAUACGAGUGGCUGGAACACAAAUAUGGAGCAGGUUUUGCAGUGCUGAUGAUUUAGAUAGUUAACUAGUGACGGAUUACAAGUGUGGAUGUCUGUUCAGGAGUCUUGCAGUAACCUAAAUACUCAUCCUCUUCUGAGCCUUAAACCAAAGAAGCAAGUUUACUCAGGUGAGAAAAUAAUUGACAAUAGGUGAAUAUGUACAAAUUCAGAAUAGGCACUGGGUGAUACUGAGACAGCCAAUACGGUGAGCAAGGAAAAGUGUGUUUACUUAACUCCAGUUUAUCUGCAAGAAUUUUGGUCUUCAAAGAUGGAAUCAUUAAAAAAGGGCUAAAUCACUUGUAGGAAUGUUGAGGUCAAGUAAAUGAACAGUGGUUUUAGAUAGCAGGAAAAGAGUUUUGGAUUGAGGAAUCCCAUCCUUGAGGUCCUGGAAAAGGAUCAACUGGAAUAACAAAUGGUAUAAUUCCACAGUCCUACAUUCCAUAUUAUUAUUAAAUCCUAGUGCAGCUCACUUCCAGUAAUGUCAAUCAGAAAUCAAGUCUUGAUCUGCAUCUAACAAAGUUCAUAAAGGCUAAUUGACUUUAUAUUUCCAGUGAGGAGCAUAUACCAACCAUUCUCUUUGAAUAUUACUAAUGGAGUAUUACUACCAAACAGUGGUGGAUUGGAGGGGUUACUGGUGAGGUGUCAUUGGGUUAAAGGAUAAAGUUUUAUUCUAUAGUGUUUUCAUCAAAUGUGCAACUUUGCAAUGGCUGUGCAAGUACUUGGAGUACAUCCCACGUUCACUUCCAUUGUGAAAGUGAGCUGCAGAAGAAGACACUGCUACCUCACUGCACUAGUAACCGGUCACUAAUGUGUACAUCCAUAUCAUCCAAAAAUUUGUCUUCCUUUGCCAGUACACAGAUGAGAGAAAGUUACAACCAAGAAUCCAAAAGGAUGAGGACACAACCUAGAGAAAAAUGAGCAGGGUCAGAGAGAAAGUGGUCUUAAAUGGAAAAGGUAUAUAGUCAUAGUCAUACUUUAUUGAUAUAUAUGCCAGAGUGAUUUAAUAGAAGAAAUUCAGAAUGUUUUGAUGUAGUGAAUAUUUUUCUAUUAGCAGGAAAAUCAAAAGACAUAGAUUUAAAAAAGUUUCCAAAAGAAUCAGAUAGCAGAAGUUUUAUAUUUUUAAUUCAAAGACUUCUCUGUUGUGGAAAUGGUGUCAAGCAUACACAGCAGAUGUACAAUGUGUGGUAUAAACAUUUGAGCCUGUAAAUAAGAAUGUGUACUGGCUUGAAUCUAUAUUUUAAGUCAAUUGCAUGCAAGAGCUCUUCUGCAGAGUCAUCUUUACUGUAGGAGGUACCUUGAUCAGAUGCUUUCAGGAUGGUUCUAAGCCAGCUCUGGUGAAGUAAGUUCAUGGACUGUUGUGGGGUACUGAGUGUUGUAGACAGGGCAGGAUAGAGAGCAGCUUUGAUCUUCUACACCAUGCAAAACACAGAGUAGCUGCAACCUUCACUGAAGCACAAUUCUAGACAGUGACCACAGGCAAGUGGGACUGAAGUAAAAACAACACAGUCAUUUGGUGCUGGAUUCAUGGGUUUGUAUCAUGAGGUGAAAGGCCAUCUAGCAAGGAGGAAAAUGACAUAGCUAGUAAACUGAAUUCAAAGUUUAACAUCACUGCUGUCUACAAGAAAAAAGUAAUGCAAGAGAUACUUUGUUAUCUUGUGUUUCAUUCUCAGUUUUUAUAGCUUAUGAUUUUUUCCCAAAGUGAGCUACCAGUCUUUUAACCAUUACAAGCAGAGCCAGCAUUUGUCAGCUGUAUGGAUGGAUAGGGUAAAUAAAUUCUAAAAGGCUGGCAGUGAAAUGGAGAUGGAACACUUAGCUUGGUACCCCAAAUCCCCAACAUCUGAGCCUCUACAUUAGCAACACUGAGCAGAGUCACUGGUGAUAGUUGUUAUCAUUCCAAUUCUUUGAAGGUAUCCAAGAGUGACUAGGGAGGGAGAUUUAAAGCAAUUUACAUAAUUCCAUGGGAAUUCUUUAGCUGAUGGCUGGAACUUUAAAGAGCAUCCUGUUUAAUUCAGGAGUAUUUAAUUCCCAGUUGCCAACUUUCAAUGUAGAGUGGCAUGGUAGCAUAGUAGUUAGCACAGCACCUUACAGCACAGGUGACCCAGUUUCAAUUUCCAAUGCUACCUGUAAGGAGUUUGUAUGUUCUGGUCACGACCACGUGGGUUUCCUUUGGGUGCUCUGGCUCCCUCACACGGUCCAAAGACAUUCGGUUGGUAGGUUAAUUUGUCUUUGUAAAUUGUCCUGUGAUUAAAUCAGGGGCUACGGGGCAGUGUUGAAGGGCUGUUUUUUUUUAAGUAAUCUGAAAUAAAAUCAGAAAAUGCUCAAACACUCAGCAGGCCAGGCAGCAUGUGCAAACAGAGAAACAUACUCAAUGGUUUGAAUUAGCAAUCCUUUGUCAGAACUGGAAAAGAGAGAAAAGAAGUUAGUUUUAGUGUAAGGAGUGGGGGAUCAAUAGGACAACAGAAUAUUUCAGAUGGGGUGAGGCCAGGUUGCAAUGGGGAUAAAUUGUUGAGGACAUCUAGUCCAUGGGCUUUGGGUAUUUGGAGAGAGAAAGAAAAUGAACAUCAUGAUGAAGCGAGGGCAGUUACAGUGAUAACACAAUGAAAUAUAACAAUUUGUAAAGCAUAAGGCUGUAGGACAUGCCCGGUGAGUAAGGGGUGGGGGGGGAGGGUGCAGAAUCUGAGCAAAUAGGGAGAUGGAUGACUCACAACAGAUUAGCCAAUCUAUAUCAGAAUAGCUGAGAGUUUUCAGCAUUUUGUUUUUAUUUCUGAUUUUCAGCAGCAGAAGCUUCUUAGAAUGCAUUUUGAUACUAGUCACAAACACAAACUGACAGAGGCAAUGCAGUGACUGCCACUAGAUGAGGCUCAAGAGCUGGCAGUUCAGUUCUAAUCUAUACCCUGAGAAAUGUAUCACAAGAUCUCACUCAGCUAUUUCUCUCGUCCUGCAUCUGGUAGUUUCCUAGGCAGCACUAGACAAUCUCAGGAUGGUUCCUGUAAUGUGAGGUCUGCGGACCCAACUUGCACUGUUGAUGUUCAUUGUUCUGAACUCUCUAUGGGGAUGCAGACACACAUUGCUACCUCAUACGCUGAUAUUUUUACAUUACAGGAGUCCAUACAGAAUGGUACUUCACAAAGCACUGACCAGAAACAAGAGUCAACUUGACCUUGCGAUGAGUUACUGUCCUAGGUACAAGUUCCACCACACCUAUUGAAGAUGGUUUGCAUCCAUCAUUCUAAUAGGAUUAAAGGUGGGAAGUUGAAUUAUGUUUUCAUCCUCUUUCCCAAGAAAUAUUCCACUUGAAACCUCCCCCACUCCUUUCAAAAGUAUGAAGUGCUGUAUUCCUAUUGACUGGCAAUUCCCAGGCACAUUAAAAAUUUGAAAGAUUGAUAACUCGAGUAAUUUCUUUACUACUAAAAAUCUAUUAUCUUUAAUAAAGAUUACGCCAAUGAAAUGGAGAGAUUAAAUGGUAAACAAGAGAAAAUAAAAUCCUUAAUAGCAUAAAAGAAAUUUGUUAGAACACUUUGUAUUAAUUUCAGUGAGAGCUGCCUUUGCUGCCCAUGUUCAAUUUGGUUUUGUGAGCCAUGUUGGCAUAUGGUUAAGGAUUUGUGCAGUAACUUCCUGAACUUGUUAUUUUAUAGAGUUGAUACAUGAUGUGCGAAACUUUUAUCCAUCAUUUUUUGCAAUAAACUUUGAAUGUUACUGAGACAGGUUGCUUUUCAAGCAAGUAACAUUGAGACACAUUUCUCAGGAUUAAUUUUAUACUCACUCUAAAAUCCCUUAAGGCUCAAAGGUAUGUUUUCAAUAACCUGUAGAUUGCUUCUGCUAAUUUUCUUUAUUUAAUGCUAACCUCUGCUCACUGAAUUCUUUCAGAGCCGACGAUUUUGAGCACAGUGAAUAGCUUUUAGAAAGAAACUCAAAUUUAUGUAUAUUAUUUAAAAUGAGUUUAUAUGGAAGCAAACUAUGGAUCUGGGUUUGUUAUUUUAAGGAUAAUGUAGUUUUAUAGCAUUAACUCUGAAACUGCUGGUUUUGAAUGUACUGAUAUUUCCAGCCUCUGCUCUUAAAAGGGUUGUAGGUGUCAGACUUUUUAAAACCUUUAGCUAUGGUGCUGGGCACCCAACAAGAAUUAAAGCUUAAAAUUUUGCUGUCUUAAUAUACUGAAAUUAACGUCUGGCAUUAAAACACCAAAUGUGAUAAAUAUCUGUUUUGAGCAGAGAUGAAUUUUUCAUACAAUCCCCAUGUGGGCCCCCUUCCUUGAAGCAGUUCAGAGUCCACUUGGCCACCCACCACUUCCCACUCCUCUUGACGCUCCCUGCAGAAACAAAUACAAGGUCGCUAUCUCUGUUUUCAAGUUUAAGUAAGCUUCCUCAGCCGGAAUGCGGUACCUAUACCCCCAUUCUCCACCCUCCAGUAAUGCUGGAUGUUUCCUCAGUCAUGGUCCUUUGGGCCACUUGUGUAAAAUUAUUUUGCCUCUGUGACUCCCUCUCAGUUCCUUAGAACCUUGUGAGGUCUGUAGUUUGUAGGUGCCUUCAGGUUUUCCUUGGCUAACUUCCCAGUUAUGUUCCCCAUCCCACCCCCCCCCCACAUUCCCUCGUCUGCACUGAAGUUCAGUGUUUACUUUCAACUCUUUGCCUUCUGAUGCCAAGUCUACAUCCCCCACCCCUUCCCUCCUCACUGUGUAGAGCAGGGCUUCCCAACUCCUCAGUUAAUGGUAGGCAUCCAUGGUGUUUAAAAAACGUUUGGGAGCCCCUGGUGUAGAGCGUAGUGAGAUUUUUCCAUUUAAAUACUAGCUCUGUAAAUAUAUAAAAAUAGGUGUUCAGGAAUUGCAGCUUCACAUUCUCUUUUCCAUGUGCUGGUUCUAUCUGGUACCCUACUGCUGUAACAUGAAUGUAUAUUCAUACCAAUGAAAUUUAUUGGAGCUUAUUGUGCAGGUAAACAGCUUAUGUACAUCAACUUUUCUGCAAAAAUAAAGA
Molecule: messenger RNA, 9271 nt
Organism: Mobula hypostoma (lesser devil ray)
Lineage: Eukaryota; Metazoa; Chordata; Chondrichthyes; Myliobatiformes; Myliobatidae
Product: rho GTPase-activating protein 27-like
Exons: 19
Coding region: 356-3592 (1078 amino acids)
Biological process (GO): regulation of GTPase activity; signal transduction
Cellular component (GO): cytoplasm
Molecular function (GO): protein binding
Source: RefSeq, a predicted model, not a curated record